UGGACAGGGUGCACUCUCUCUCUCUGCAUAGAUGUCCGCUGGCGCAUGUGACUUACCAGAAAGUACAGAGAACGGGGAAAAGACAAUUCCCUCGCCGCAAUUACUAGAGAUUGUAUUGGAGCUGAUCGUACCGCCAGGGACAGUUGCCACUGUAGCCUUUAAAAAACACUCUGCUCUGCGUUUGUGAGCAAACUUUGGUUUUGGCAAAGAAGACUGGAUUCUACGCGGAACACCUUUGUAAAAAGAACCGGAAUAUAACGAACGAUUUUUUUUUCAAUUUUCUAUUCUUAUUAAUGAUGACGACUAGUGGUGGUGCGAACUGAAUUGAGGUGGCCAGUGUGACUCAAUUACACAUUCUCUGGGAAAAUUGUUCCUCCUCAUUUUUUGGGGAGUGGGACACCAGACUUUCACUAAAACCACAAUAUGCAUGAUGUGUCCAAACCAGGGUCCACAUUCUGCCCAGUAAUGCAGGCUCAAAAAUGACUUUUCAACCAAUAUAUCUAGAUGCAUAACUUCCUAUGGAUCGAACAACAGAACACCAUGCGCAGGCUUAAAGAAGAGUUCCAAUGCCUCUCCGAAUUCCACAAGGGAAUAUGAGGACUUCUCCACUCUGUCUUUCUGAGAUGCUAGCAGCACCAGACAACAGGACCGACCAGGCUAACGGCACGAUGCCCGUUGAAGCCAUCUACAUCGUGAUGGAGGUGAUCAUCGCAGUGACUUCGGUGUUCGGAAACGUGAUGGUUAUCUGGGCGGUGCGGAUCAACCGUUCGAUGCGAGACACCACCUUCUGUUUCAUUGUGUCUCUGGCUCUGGCGGACAUUGCGGUGGGGGCUCUGGUCAUCCCGCUGGCCAUCACCAUCAACAUCGGUUUUGAGAUGCACUUCUACAGCUGCCUGCUGGUCACGUGCAUCGUGCUGGUGCUCACGCAGAGUUCCAUCUUCGCGUUGCUGGCCAUCGCUAUCGACCGUUACCUGAGGGUGAAAAUACCCAUGAGCUACAAACAUGUGGUGACACGGCGGCGUGCAGGCACGGCGGUGGUGGUGUGUUGGAUGGUUGCCAUAGUGGUUGGCCUGACGCCCAUGCUGGGCUGGAACAACCGGCAGUGUCUCCAUGACAACGUCUCCCAGGUGAUGUGUACGUUUGAGAAAGUCAUCAGCAUGGACUACAUGGUCUACUUCAACUUCUUCGGCUGGGUGCUGCCGCCCCUCGUCCUCAUGCUGCUAAUCUAUGCUGAGAUAUUCUACAAGAUACACCACCAGCUCAACAAGAAGGUGACGGAGAGCCACAUAGACCGCAGCCAUUACUACAGUAAGGAGCUGAAACUAGCCAAGUCAUUGGCUCUGGUCCUCUUCCUGUUUGCCAUCAGCUGGCUUCCUCUAAACAUCCUCAACUGCAUCACGCUGUUUAGCCCAAAUGGUGACAAGCCCACGCUUCUCAUCUACAUUGCCAUCCUGCUCACACACGGCAACUCCGCUGUGAACCCCAUUGUCUACGCAUUCCAGAUCAAGAAGUUCCAGAAUGCGUUCCGGAAGAUCUGGAAGCAAUAUGUGCUGUGUAGGGACCCGGAAGGCAAGCUGCCCCAGAGAGGGAGUCAGAGGUGCCAGAGCAGAUUGGAGAGGAUGUUGAGGGCGAACGAUGAUAACAGUUAUGUCUGAUCUGGUGAUGAAGGUCAUAGGGGGGCACGGGUCUGUCGCAUCCCACAAUGUGUAUGUUGUUUGGUGUGGCGUUCUUUUACGCUUUUUAAAUUUGUACACUUUGUUUGUUAACCAUCUGUCAAUGAUGGCUUUUCAGUGGUGGGGUGUUGGACUGAUCGUGUUGAUCAUGAACAUACUCGGUACUAAAUUGACUUAUGGAAACGCUGCCGGUAGCGGAAUCCAAUAAAGCAGAGUUUCUACUACAAUGCAACUCAAACCACGAACGUAAUGGAUAUCCCAAGGGCCAAUCUAAUCCCUGAUUGUCUGCGAGUGGAUUACAAACCCAAAUGUAAAUGUGGAAAACGCAGGGGAAUCAGACAGAGAAGUAUGACAGGAUAGUAGACAGUAUAAAUAAAAAACAUCCCUUACCUACCACCUUGCUGAUCAACGCCCAGUCACUGAAGGGGAAACUACUUGGAGGCCUGUUUGUUGGCAUUUACUGAGACUUGGCUGGAUGAGUCCCAGACAUGGAAGUGGAGUCGGCUGGCUUCACACUGGCCAGAUCGUGAUCUGACCGUCACAGGGACUAGUAGUGUAAAUGGAUCCCCGUAAGAGAGAGACUCUGUACCCACAAUAUUGAACUGCUUUCUGUGUCACUGCGACCCUACUAUCUGCCCUGUGAGUUCCCCCAAUUGUUUGUUACCGUUGUGUACAUUCAACCAAAAGAUAAUAUAGCAAAGGCAUCAGAUAUUAUUUAUAAUCUGUCACAGAAACUGGGUACCAUCUCCCCCGACGCACCCACAUUUAUUUUAAGGGAUUUUAACAACAGCACUUUGCACAAGGUCCUGCACACGUACCACCAGUAUGUGAAAUGUCACACUAGGAAAAACAAGACUCUUGACCUGUGCUAUGGGACCAUACCAAAUGCUUUCUCUGCCACCAACGGACCUCCCCUGGGGACAUCUGACCACAAUGUUGUCUACCUCCAGCCAACCGACUGUUAGCUCUUGGAGAGGGAGAAACCUACAGUUAAAACUGUCCAGAUCUGGAACGACAACAGUAUCACUCCUCUCCAAGGGUGUUUUGACUGUACUAUGUGGGAGGUAUUUGAAGACAGCAGCUCUGAUCUUAACAAACUCACAGAUGUUGUUUCAGACCGUGUCAACUUCUGUGUUGAGUCAGUUGUGCCUAUUAAAACCAGUAAAGAAUUCCCUAACAAUAAGCCUUGGGUAUCAAAACAUCUAAAAUCACUACUUGAUAGGAAGAAGGCAGUUUAUGCUGAGGGUGAUAGACAGGCUUUAAGAGAUGCACAACGUGAGAUAAAAAGACAGAUACUAGUGGACAAGGAGGCAUGCAUGCAAAGGGUGGAGAGGACCCUCUCCUCAGGAAACUCAAGGGUGGCCUGGCAAAAGAUUAAAUACAUGGCUCGUGCCACCCACAUAGGCAGGGGAAAAAACAAUGCUGACCUUGGGAGACAUGAGGGCCAGAACAAGGCUAAUGAACUGAAUGUUUUCUUCUCAAGAUUUGAAUCAGACGACUUAGGAAGCAAACAAACAAAUGGAAGCAUCAUUACACGUGUUUGAGAGGGUUGUUGUUAAACAGGCUGAUGUUUUGAAGUUGUUCAGUGGAUGUAAUGCACAAAAAAAGCCUAGGCCUGGACAAAAUAAGUGGACAUUGAAGCACUGUGAUGAACAAAUAGUUGGUGUUUUUACAGACAUUUUCCAAUCCUCGCUCGACCGGCAACUGUGGUGGAAUAUUGACUCAGAAAUAUAACACAUUUACAAUACAACACAACACAUGCCAGUAUUGUGGAAAAACUCAAUAAUUAUACCCAUUCCUAAAGCAUCUUAGCCCUCUUUGCUGCAUGACCCUGUCGCCUUGACAUCCUUAGGAAGGAAAUGCUUUGAGAAAGUUGUGAAAGGUCAUAUUCUCAGCACCACCCGUUUCAGUUUGCCUAUCAGCCCAGCAGAGGAGUUGAUGAUGCCAUUCUCACUCUCCUCGACAUGAUCUACAGACAUCAAGAGGGCGCCAAAUCCCAUGUCAGUGUUCUGUUGUUGACUUUUCUUCUGCCUUCAACACAAUCCAGCCUUAUAUUCUGGCACAGACUCAUAAGGGACUUCUCCUGAGAUGGGGGGCUGGUUUUGUGGCUGUUGGACUUCCUGAGCCAGAUGUCACAGUGGGUCAAGUUGGGUGUCGGACAUAUGCACCACCAACACAGGCUCCCCACAGGGAUGUGUUUUGUCCCCACUCCUGUACAUUUUGUACACCAAUAGUUGUACUAGUUCACAUCCUGACAGACACCUAGUUAAAUUCGCUGUGAGAUGUGCAUAGACUUCAAGAAGCGUACAACACCUACCUCUGCAUCAUCUGUCAGAGGUCAGAACAUAGAGAUAGAGGAAUACAAAUACCUGGGUGUCCUCUUGGACAAUAAGCGUCAGUGGAGUAAAUGUACAGACCUGAUCUACUAAAAGAGUCAACAGAGACUGUACUUUCUAAAAAAGCUGGGAUCUUUUAAUGUUGAGAGUAUUUAAACUUUUUGUAUUGUUUGUUGGUUUGGCAAUUCCUGUGUCAGCCAGAGAAAGAUCCCGAGAAGGAUUAUCACCACAGCAAGCAAGGUACUUAGUUAAACAGACAGACCCUCAGCAAGGCUCAUAAAAUUAUUUUAGACCCAAGCCACCCCCUGUACCCGGACUUUGAACUACUCCCCUCUGGGUGCAGGUCUAGGGCACCCCCUGGCAUGAAAACCAAACUAGACAAUAAUUUGUGCCAGGUGUGAUAUCCCUCCUAAACAGUUCAGGCUGAUGUUCCUAUCGACAAAGUAAGGCCAGCAGGCUAGCUAGUCUUUUUUUAUUUGGAUGUAACUGUUAUGAAUAUUGUGCUGUCAAUUAGUGGUAUUGUCAUGUACAUGUUUAAACACCACGUUAAACAUGUACAUGAUACUGCAGCAACAUUUCCCCAUGGGGACAAUAAAGUAAGUAAGUAAGUGAAGAUGUCGGGAAUACUGGAUUAUAAGAGCUUUAGGAUGAACAUGACAAUGGUUUCUCUGUUGAUUCACCUGCUGGUUAGAGAAUUAUGAUUGGAUAAAGAGGUGGAGGUGGUGGGAGGGAUCCUAACCCUGCAGUGAUUGAACUGAAGGAGGGUUUGGAGAAGGGACCCUAUCCCUAACCCUUGGCAGAGUCGAGGGGGACCCUAACCUCAGUUUGACCCCACACAGUGAGGAAGUUCUGUCAAGGAAUGUUCCUAAAUGAGGGUUGAAAUGUUACCUCACACAGGCUGAACUAACUAUCCACAGGUGGCUGGGUUCCCAUACCGUAACCGUGGGUGAUUUAAUCUCUCUACAUUCUAGAAUGCAGCAGAAUGGCGUCACUCCUAAUACAUCACUAAGGUCCAUCGACUGACAAGACAGGUUGUACUGUCUGACCUGAUGCAAGACAACAGAACAGAAUAGACCAAUGGAGAGGUCAGGUCAGAAUGGUGAUUUAGGAUUCCGAAUUAGAAGGAAGGCAGAACUACUAACAAUGACUUCAACCAUCUCCCAUCGGCUUAGGGAACGAUGAUGUGUAACGGGUGAAGGGGGUAUCCGGCAUGUACCAAUAGGAACCUGUUGAACUAUUAGUAGCACACUAUGGCUGUGUCUGAAAUGACAGGAAUCCUGACUUUCAUUCUCCUCCAAUGACCCGUUAAUCGUGCUCUUCAGGGCUGCAAAGCCCGCUGCCACCUGGAGGGUAAAAACCUUGCUCGAGGCAUCAUCCUCCCCUACAAAAUCAAACAUAAUCUAUAUAACACAAGACCAACAUUAACUAUUGUAAUUCAGCCUGAAAUGUACAUUUAUCGUGCUGAGUUUCUCAACAAGUG
Molecule: messenger RNA, 5489 nt
Organism: Oncorhynchus mykiss (rainbow trout)
Lineage: Eukaryota; Metazoa; Chordata; Actinopteri; Salmoniformes; Salmonidae
Product: adenosine receptor A1-like
Biological process (GO): G protein-coupled adenosine receptor signaling pathway
Cellular component (GO): synapse; plasma membrane; dendrite
Molecular function (GO): G protein-coupled adenosine receptor activity
Source: RefSeq, a predicted model, not a curated record